Messenger RNA from Drosophila santomea, 6067 nucleotides. RefSeq names its product patj homolog. The transcript is spliced from 3 exons. Gene Ontology annotation, molecular function: protein binding. The record is from RefSeq and is a predicted model, not a curated record. NCBI's taxonomy places the organism in Eukaryota, Metazoa, Arthropoda, Insecta, Diptera, Drosophilidae. Bases 1196 to 3898 code for a protein of 900 amino acids.
ACAAAAGUUAAAUUUAUUUGAUAAAAUAUCAUUGAAUACGGACAAUACCGACAUGAAUGAACUAAUUGCCCCAAAAACUUUGUUUGUGAGUGGUUACACAGAAUCAACAUUUUCAGUUCCACCACACGAUUACUUGUAUUGGCUGUUUCUGACCAGAGAGCAAGCGGAAAAGUGGAAUCACCCCCUGUUCGCCCCAUCUUACCAAGGCUUCUUCCCUCCAAUUAUUAGCCAUAUGGCUGUCAUAGAUUAGUGGCAGUUGCUGCGGCAGCUCGAAACUUAUCGCUCGAUUGCAGAUUGUUUCUCGGCUGCCAGGACGGCGCCGCAAAGUAUGCAGCACCAAGUAGUCGCAAGUUGGCCCCUCUUCCUUCGCUCCGUCCUUUCCUUCUUAAGCCCCAUAUCAUGGCAUUUUCCAAUUAGAACUGCCUUUUGGCCUGGCCAAGAGGCGAACGGUUGCGGUGCGGGACGGGGUGGGUUGAAGCGGGACUGGUGCCAAACAUGCGUGGCACGUGAGCUGCAAAGGUAAAAACUUCUUGUUUCCAUGUGCGUGUGUGUGCAUGUAAACUACAAAAUCGUGCAAAAAAGGUGGCAUUAAAAAGGCAAAAGGAGGCAAAAAAAAAUUAAAAAAAACCAACAGCCACCCAACAUACCAAUGAGAAUUUUAAAAGAACAUCGAGUUGUGCAUACCCUAGCGGACCUGUUCAAACAUUUAUGUGGGCACAAAACCAAACAAAAAAUAUAAUUCUAGCAGAAGGGUCACUUAUUGGAUUUGCAAAUUAAGAAGGAGAAACGUGGGUGCGCUGUGCUGUUGCGGUCGUGGAUGAUGCGGCUGGAGCUGGCGGUGCCAGGAGCACAGUUCCCGGGCCAUAAUUGUCGGUUGAAUGACUCUCGAUGCGAUAGCAAUAACAGCAAGAACAGCAAUAACAGCAAUAAACAAAAUCAGCUGCUCCGGCAACCAUAAUAUUCAUCACGCUCGCUCCAUUUGACGGCGAGGAGGAACAGCACCGGAACAGCGACAACGAACAAUUGCCAACAGCACCACCGCUAAAUUUUGGACACAAUCAUAAAUGCGACAUGUUAGCAAGGGCAAAGCGAACGGAAAACACACUACAGGAACAACAACUAUCGUCAGCAACAUUUAAUAAAACUACAAAGAGAAAAGAGCGACCGUCGGGAGCGGAUUUAGCUGGGAGAAAAUAUGGUUCUCAGCACCGAGUGGUCGCAGGUGGAGGUCAUCGAUCUGAUCAACGAUGGCAACGGCUUGGGCUUCAUCCUCGUGGGCGGUCGCAGUACCGGUGUGGUGAUCAAGGCCCUUACGCCCGGGGGCGUGGCCGAGCGGGACGGCCGACUGCAGCUGGGCGAUCAUCUCCUGCAGAUCGGCGAGGUCAAUCUGCGGGGCUUCAGCUCGGAGCAGGUGGCAACAGUUCUUCGUCAGACCGGAGCUCAGGUGCGUCUGAUAGUGGCGCGGCCGGUGGAGCCGACGGCCAUCGAUUACCAAACGCUGGCCUGUCAGGCGCCGAUUAUACCAACUAAGCUCCUCUCCGACCCGGAAGAACUGUCGCGUCAUCUCUUCCAGAAUCCGAGUUUUGCAACUGCUGCCGCCGCCGCAGCAGCAGCGGCAGCAGCAGCGGGCUCCGGCAGCGGCGGGGACGGUGGCGGCGGCGUCUUGGAUGUGGCCAGCUUGGUGGGUCUGGUGCGCGGCGGUCCCGCCGAGGGCUCGGAACUGUCUGCAGUGGAGCCGCAACCAAGUGCGUUGCUACAGCUUCAACAACUGUCCGAGCUGGCCGGCGACUUGGCUGACUUCCCACUGCCUCCGAUUCCGGGUGGUGGGGGCCACUCGUUGCUCACGGACUCGAAUGCUGGCCAACGCCCCUGCCCGCGUCUGGAUCUGGAUAUAGUGCCCUUCUCGAUACUAUCGCCACCGCCACGUCCCGCCCUGCAGAUGCUGCCCCUGGAGACCCAAUGGCGAUGCGUUCAGGAUCAGAACCAGCACAUAGAGACUGUGAUAGCCGACAGCAAACACAAGCUGUUGGCCAACGAAGAUGGCGGAUCCGGCUGGGGCUCGGGUUCCGGUUCCCCUGACUCCUACAUGGACUCCCCGGAAACGGAAACGUACGUGGUGGAGCUGCAUAAGAAUGUCUACGGCCUGGGAAUCACGGUGGCCGGAUAUGUCUGCGAGGAGGAGGAUCUAUCCGGGAUUUUUGUGAAGAGCAUAAUUGAGGGGAGUGCCGCGGAAACAAGUGGUCAGAUCCAGAUCAACGAUCGCAUUGUGGCCGUGGAUGGCAGAAACCUAUCCGGGGUUACCAACCAUCAGGCGGUGGAACUCCUCAGGAAUACAGACAUAGUGGUUCAUCUGACUCUAGAACGAUUCCUCCGAGGCAGAAAAUACGAGCACUUGCAAGUGGCCCUCACCGAAAUCAAAGGAACAUCGGCUCCCUCUGGCCUGGAUAGGAAUCAAGAUAAGGACCAGGACCAGGAGUCACAGAUCUCCAUGCCUGGGUCCCCGUCGAUAGCCACGUUGAGUUGGCUGCCACCCAAGUCACUGGAUGCCGAUUCCAUAGCCACCGAAGGCGACGAGGCCGUGGAGGCGGAGUAUGUCGGCACUUCGGGAGCCGAGGAUGAGUUCAUUGAGCUCCCCUCCCGGGACACCGUGGACUCAAACAUGUCGCACGUGCUGGACCGCAGUGAUCACAGUGCAGGCGUCACCAAAGAUCAGGCGCCCAUGAGCAGUCCGACUGCUCCGCUAACUAAUGGGCGGAGCCUCAUCCUGGCCGACGACAGUGGCAAUGACACCGAUGAGCAGUGUCCUGAGCCGGAAACGGAAACGGCACAGGCCCGCAAAGGGUCAAAGCCGGAGGCGGAAAGGGUCAAGCCCCUAGGGGAUACGGAACCGGAUCUCUAUCCCGAUCCCGAUCUCGAUCCCGAUCCUGAACUCGAUCCCGGCCAGAUGCCAACGCCCACGAACGAGGCACCUGUGAAAGCGGCCAGCCCGACGGCCGCCUCGCUGCGCGUGGCCUGGAAAAGUGAGUUUCCCGACAGUGAAAUUUUAGUUGCCGAAAUAAAUAAACUUUCAGGUCUAGGGAUCAGUCUUGAAGGCACUGUGGACGUGGAGUGCGGCAUUGAGAAGCGUCCGCAUCACUAUAUACGCUCGAUACUGGCCGACGGGCCGGUGGGUCGCCAAGGCAUCUUGCGGCCGGGAGAUGAGCUCCUCCAGGUGAACGAGCACAAGCUCCAGGGAUUGCGACACAUCGAGGUGGUUAAGAUCCUCAAGGAACUGCCCGCAAGGGUUAAGUUGGUCUGCGCCCGCGGCACUCACGUUCCGUCGGUCAUAAAUACCUCGCAAAAUCCGGAGGCCUUUGAGACUCGUAGCCUCUUGCCCGGUGGCCACCAGAGUCUCCAGAAUCUGCUGAGCAAGGCCCAGUCGGAGAGCUCGCUCUACACGUCCAGCACGGCGACUUUAACGGAUGCGGGAGCAGCGGCUGGAGGAUCGGGGGGCACUGCAGGUGGAGGAGCUCGCUCCAAGUCACUAGAAAACGUUUCCGGCUUGGCUCUGUGGAGCUGCGAAGUGACCGCCGUGGAUAUAGAGAAAACGGAACAGGGCUUCGGCUUCUCCAUACUGGACUAUCAGGAUCCGAUGGACUCCGACGGCAGUGUCAUCGUUAUUCGCGGCCUGAUACGCGGUGGUGCUGCGGAGGCAACCAACGAGAUUUAUCCGGGCGAUCGCCUCAUGAGCGUCGGCGAUCGCCUGCUCCAGGGCCUCGAACUGGACGAGGCGGUGUCCAUUCUGAAGGCCAUGCCGCCUGGACUCACGCGACUGGGCAUAUGCCGCCCCCUCUCCGCCUCGGACAGCAAUAGCAACAGCAACAUAGCCUCGCCGCUGGGCGAUUCGGCCAGCACAUAGUGGCAGCCCCUUCCCGACGGUCAUCAGGAGUCGGAUAUAGAACUGGAAGCGCAAAUGGCAAGGCCACCGGAAACGGAACAGGAACUGGAGCCGUUCGCACUGUAUUUUAUGACCCUCAUAUCGGCCUUGUGAAUGCAUCACGACCAGCAGCCCCGAAUUGGAAAUCCAAAGCAACCACACAGAGAAGUCUGCGGCUCAAAUCAGCGAGUCUGGACAUUAGAACAAUUUGUACAUAAUAUAUAACCAAAUCCGCACAUUGCCCGAUUGGAUUAACUAUACACGAGUUAGUUUCGAAUUGAUGGCCCAACCCCGAACCUCGAACUCUGAACGCUGAACACUGAAUACUAAAAACGCAUAAAUAAAUAAAUUGAAAGGCACGCAACGACUCUAAAAAUAUCACAAAUUGUUGUAUCGAUAAAUUAUUAAUAACAAUUUCUGCGGACAAGCUUGAACAAAAAGCUUACAACAUCAAAUAGAGUUGAACAUCAACGGGAAUAAAACACACGAAAUUCCAAGCGAACGAAGUGUGGCGAAAUCGGAAUUUAUUCAUACACGCAAAUAUCGCAAAACAUUUUUCCAGUUUAGUAUGCAUAUGUCGAGGCCAUGAUGGCAAUAAUGAUAGCUCCCCGGUAGUUUCCACAUAUCCACCCGAAUACCCAAAUACCCGAAUAUCAGAAUAGCAUAAGAACCACUCCCCCCGCCCCGCCCACAUUAGGAAACCGCUGUAAAUAUUCCAGAGAUUAUUUUUAUUGUCCUUUUCAACUUUACGUAGCAUAAAUUUACAAUUUCUAGCUUGUAAAUCAUUUAUACAUACACAUCCUCAAGAAUUCGUGGACAUUUUUCAAACUGUAUAGGAACUGGGAGUUGCAGCAUUGCACAGAUACUUGGGAUUGGUGGCGCGUAUAAACGAUUACAUAGUAUACCUAUCAUAGAUACUGCAAAUUCUAUGCCUAUGAAUAUAAUAAUAUAUAUUUAAAAUUGACGACCAAGCAAAAGUAAAACUUUAACUUUAGUAACAAGUCAAGCCACAAACUACACAAUUAAACGAAAAACACACACAAACUGAACUAAAGUAGAUCGAAAAUAUAGACAUUGGGGAGGUGUUAAAAAGGUGAGGACUAUUUAUCACCUCUUGCUGCAUAGAGAAUAUACACAUUAAAACAAAAGCUUAUUAGUGAUACUAAUUUUAAAUGGACAAACAACAAAGAUAAUGAUUAAUGAAAGAAUAAAAAACUAUGAUUGAUAAUUCUUAGCGAACAAUAAAUAAAAUGUUUAAAUUGUUAAUACAUUUCUGUUGAUCGAUUCUUUGUUAUCAAGCUGAAUUCGACUUCAUGUGUAUAUAAAGGUAUUAAUCACAUCAACAAGAUGCUUGAGCUAUCUUAAAAUAACUGAACGAUUAGAUUAGGAUAACAACACAUGCAGUGAGUUUUAAAACUACAAUAUCUUUCAAAAAUAGUUAAUUUCAGGUACAAUUGAUUUAUCUUAAAUUUGUUUUUCUUGUUGAAAUAAAGACACACAUUUUGUAAUAUCAUUUAAAGAUAUACUUCUUUUCGGCUAAAUUUUUUGAAUGAAAUAAAUAUAUAAUUUGGAUUGAUUUUCCCAAGUUUUGUAUACUUGAGUAAUUUAAUUCGACUUGCAGUUAUAAAGCGCACUGUCUAUUCGUAUACCGAUUCACACAAAGACAUAGAGAGACAUUAAACUUAUGCACUUUGGCUUAUGAAAACUUUUAUAUUUUGCAGAUGAAAUGAGAAAAAGUUCCACGCAAGUCAAACAAAAUAAGCAGAUACAUUAUCUAUCUAUCUAUCUAUCUAUCUAUCACGCAACCACACUAACACACAGAAAAAUACCACACACACGUAUAUAUGAACACGCACAUUAAUGCAAGAAUCAUAAUAUCUGAAACAACUUACCACUAAGCAUUACAACUAAUGAAACAACUCUUUCGAGCGAAAACCAACUAGAAAAUCGACUUAAACUACACGUAACAUGAUCUAACAAUGAACCACAAUCGAAUCGAAUUGAAACACAAGAAACACGAAAUGCAACGCAUACUAAAGUUGAAAUCCAUAUGCAGUUCGGCAAAACAUAGGCUACAUUAGACACAGAGUAUGUAAAUUGACGAACGUUCAAUAAACGAAUGCGAAAAUAUAACAAAAGUAUUAAUACACG